AUGGCGACGACUACCACUCAACGUUCCAACCACACCAAGCCGCAGAACGACGGACUGGAGGCAUGGGUCGUCGUUGUCAUAGUAAUCAGUGUUAUAGUAAGUUUUUGCAACAUUUAUUGUAGUGGAUAUUGUAGAUAUCUGUUUGUACAAUAUUUAAGAUCUUAGUUCAAUCAAAGAUAUUACACUUUUAUUGUGUUUAUUAUAAAGUUACGCUCAAAAAACUAAUUUUAAAAGAGAUAUUAAUUCGAAAAGCCAUCUUCCAUCUAUCACAACACAAUAAAGAGUAAUGUAAGAGUACAAACAGACGUCUACAAUUAUAAGCUUAGCUCUUCUUUUCAUUUAAUGUCAUCAGAGACACGUCUCCCAUCGUACUAUUGCUCAUAUAUUACACACGAGAGUACAAAACACGAAAACACUCGUGAUGUGGGUCAAGUUAGAAUGUGACCUGUUUCGCGUAAGUAAAUAAUUCCAAUUACUUUAGGUGUUACUGUGUGUUUUGGGAGCCGUUGCAUUCUUCGGAGUACGGAAGAUAAAGGAACGACGAAGGAAUCAUGGUGAAUAUCGACCACAGUUGGAAGAGAACAAUGCCAGAGACUUGCCAGUGAUACAACCUCCCAACAUUGACGGGCUUAUAUGA
This is a messenger RNA of Bursaphelenchus okinawaensis, 637 nucleotides long. The record is from the annotation of a GenBank genome assembly. NCBI's taxonomy places the organism in Eukaryota, Metazoa, Nematoda, Chromadorea, Rhabditida, Aphelenchoididae.